Molecule: messenger RNA, 1875 nt
Organism: Pseudophryne corroboree (corroboree frog)
Lineage: Eukaryota; Metazoa; Chordata; Amphibia; Anura; Myobatrachidae
Gene: GCAT
Product: glycine C-acetyltransferase
Exons: 9
Coding region: 157-1404 (415 amino acids)
Biological process (GO): biosynthetic process; L-threonine catabolic process
Cellular component (GO): mitochondrion
Molecular function (GO): glycine C-acetyltransferase activity; pyridoxal phosphate binding
Source: RefSeq, a predicted model, not a curated record
UAACCAGCACUGACAGGGUGGGCACGUGCUCAGGGUCUGAUUGGCUGCUGCGGUGCACACCUCCUGUCCACAUGGUGUUCUACUCGGUCUCGCCUGCUGCCGCAGUGGAGCUGCUGAUAUAUUGCAGGCACAACAGCCUUGGAAGCAGUUUGUGCUAUGUGGAGUAGAAUUACUUUCAGUUGGUCCCUGAGGCCUUCCCGGGCACAGUCCACCCUUGCCCACUUCAGAAGUAUUUUGGAGGGAGAGCUGGGUAGUAUCAAGGAGGCAGGGACCUGGAAGGGGGAAAGGAUCAUCACCUCUAAACAAGGACCCCACAUCACAGUGGAAGGAAAAACUACAGGAAUCUUAAAUUUUUGUGCCAAUAACUACCUUGGCCUGUCUAGCCACCCAGAUGUCAUUCGUGCUGGACAUAAGACACUGGAAGAAUUUGGGGCAGGAUUGAGCUCUGUAAGGUUUAUCUGUGGAACACAGAAUAUACACAAGAGUCUUGAGGAAAAGAUUGCACGGUUCCAUAAAAGAGAAGAUGCCAUCUUGUACAUUAGCUGUUUUGAUGCCAAUGCUGGAAUAUUUGAGGCAAUACUGACUCCUGAGGAUGCCGUGCUAUCGGAUGAACUGAACCAUGCCUCCAUCAUUGAUGGUAUUCGUCUUUGCAAAGCCAAUAAGUACCGUUACAAGCACAUGGAUUUAGAGGAUUUAGAGGCCAAGCUGAAAGAAGCACAGAAACACCGGUUGCGCCUCAUAGCGACAGAUGGCGUCUUCUCUAUGGAUGGAGAUAUUGCCCCUCUCCGUGAGAUUUGUGGCCUGGCAAAGCGCUACAAUGCCCUGGUGUUUGUAGAUGAAUGUCAUGCCACUGGCUUCAUGGGACCAAAUGGACGGGGCACAGAUGAGCUAGCGGGAGUCAUGGACCAGGUGACAAUUGUGAAUUCCACUCUUGGCAAAGCACUGGGUGGAGCUGCAGGUGGAUACACAACAGGCCCAAAGCCUUUGAUUGAUCUUCUGCGGCAACGCUCCCGACCAUACUUGUUCUCCAAUACUCUUCCACCAGCUGUGGUUGGCAGCGCCUCCAAAGCUCUAGACCUCUUGAUGGAAAGCAAUGAAAUUGCACAGUCUAUGGCUGCUAAGACAGCACGGUUCCGGAAAAAGAUGACUGCUGCAGGCUUCACCAUUGGCGGGAAUGAUCACCCAAUCUGUCCCGUGAUGCUUGGAGAUGCCCGUCUGGCUGCAACAAUGGCAGAGGAUAUGUUAGAGAGAGGUAUCUAUGUCAUUGGAUUUAGCUUCCCGGUGGUUCCUAAGGGCAAGGCUCGCAUACGUGUUCAGAUUUCUGCAGCUCAUAGUGAUGAGGACAUUGACCGCUGUGUGGAGGCGUUUACAGAAGUGGGCCGUAAACAUGGUGUGGUGCCAUGAGAUGGACGAAUGACCACAGAACAUGUUUCACCAUGGGAACACUGGUGCAAUAGUGGAGUAGGGUUGCUUAAGAGGUUGAAAUAACAUUGAACUAUGUGUAAGGACAAACAAUGAUUCUAAUAACCAAAUAUCUUCAUAAUACUGCAUACAGUUUGAGGUACAUUUUAUAGUAAACAUUUUUUGAUGCCGCACUUUACCUGAUGUGCUCCUGAAUAGUGCCUUUCGGUAGCACUGUUUGACUAUAGCAUGAGAAGGGGACUGCAAGAUGCACUUGGAGGAAAGACCGCGAUUUAGUAUCUUUAGACAUGGUCAAAAUCAUGGGGGGAAAAACUUUUAACUGGAAAAACCUCAUAAGCAUUCCGGAUAAUAGACCUGAAACGUAGCACUAGCAAUUAUGUGGUUGAUACUCCUUGUACUGUUAUUUCAUGACUCCUACAACUGUCAUCAAUAAAACAUGCUCUUUUUAUUACA